GAAUGCCUUUCUUGUAAUGUCAGCGAAAAAUGUUUGUUUAAUAACGCGAUAUUCAGUCCAAACGGUCGCUAUUAUAUAUCCGAGUGUCUGGGACCGGAUAUUCCGACAACAUAUCUGCUAACAGUUGAUGACAACAAAUUCAUCGAAACGCUGGAUAUAAACGAAGAAUUGAGAAAAACAUUUGCGAAGACAUCGUUGCCUAAAAUCAAAUACUUGACAAUCCGUAGCGAUAAGGGAUCCGAUAUAAGGAUUGAACUCAUUUUACCACAACUUCUCAUCGAAGACGAAGAUACCAAAUAUCCAGCUGUUAUUGAACUCAAUAACCGUCCGGACGUCCAAUCGGUAAAUUACGAGCACCGACUCGAUUGGUCGAGAUAUUUGACGAGCAAAAAGGAUUACAUAACCAUUCAUAUCGACGUGAAGGGCACUGGAUAUCAGGGGAAUCGACAUAUGUUUGCAGUGAUCGGCGAAUUGGGCAAAGAGGAGGUCCAAGACUUGAAAUACGCGAUCACUUAUCUGAAAAAAUCGCUGCCGUAUAUCGAUAAGGACAAGAUCGUGGUCUGGGGCCGCGAUUACGGGGGCUUUUUAACAGUAUCCCUAUUGGCCACCGAAGAGAUCGUCACGUGUGCCAUCGCUGUCACCCCAAUCGCCAAUUGGAAAAAUUACAUGUCUGUAUUCUCCGAGCGCUAUAUCGGUCAGCCUUACUCUAACUUUGACAUCAAUUACCAAAACUCCCGAUUGACACAAAUAAUUGAACAACAUUUCAAAAACUUAAAGGCGAAGACAUUUCUGUUAGUUCACGGGACGAGUGAUAAACGCGUUAAUAUCGAUCAUUCAAUGAAUCUCAUGAAGACAUUAACAGACAAAUCGGUUCAGUUUAAAGUACAGUUAUAUCCGGACAGCGGUGUGAUUGAAUCGUGGGAUCAAUCGGUUCGGAAACACUUCUACCUAACAAUGGAGGACUUCUUUGCCAAAUGUUUUCAAGUGGAAGACGAGGAAGAGAUUGAUUUGUUGAAGAACUUGACGCCAUGGAAGAAAGGGGUUCGCAAACCCAAACUGUGAACGAGAUUACUGACCACAACUCCCUGUCCUUUACGACCAAUACUAAUGUGAAAUCAAUGUAUAAAUGAAUGUAUGAAUGAAAGGAUUCACUCUUUAUUUAAGCCCACAAUUCAGUCAUCACUUCUCAUCGUUAGUGAAGGCAUGAAUGAGACGUUUGUUUUGCAACAAAAUAUAAGACU
This is a messenger RNA of Medioppia subpectinata, 1241 nucleotides long. NCBI's taxonomy places the organism in Eukaryota, Metazoa, Arthropoda, Arachnida, Sarcoptiformes, Oppiidae. The record is from the annotation of a GenBank genome assembly.